AAUAUACAUAUAUAUACGAAUAACAACAACAAAACGACGACGACGAAGACUACGACGACGACAAAGGCGCGAAACUACGACGAUUCUUAAUCUGAAGAACUUGAAAGAGCAUCAGAAUUAGAAGGCAAAGAGUGUGAGAGAAGCAGAUAAACAAAAGCUGAGCAGCAACGAAACCCAACAAAUUGUUGGAUCAAAAUUUAUUUUGCAUUAAAAGACCACGCUUAUACUUAUAAAAGGAAAAAAUACCAUUUGUCUUACGCAUAAGACAACGAAAGGAAAUUAAACCUAGAUGAUUGUAUUAAAAAAAAACAAGCAAACAAAACAAAACAAAAAAACAAGAAUUGUGAUAUGUACAACUUUACUCAAAUAUUGAAAAAACAUAUAUAGAGGCGUUUAUUCCACGUAUUCCGAUCCCUAAGCAGACGGGCACGCGAAUAAUCCAAGUUUUUCAAAACAAAACAAAAAAAAACCAAAGAUUAGGGUUUUUAAUUAGUUUAACCGAUAAGAAGAAGAAAAAUCACUCACAAGCAACAAUGGCAGAGAAAGUGGAAAUCUCACCAGCCACAUUUAAUCAUAAUAACCAACAAAACGAUGCUCGAAAGGUGCGCAAAUCGCCCGAUUAUCAACCCAUUAUACCAGGCGUUAUAUCCAGAGAACGCAGUUUUGUGCGCACCUCCAAUCAACAGAACAUAAACAAAAGGCGCAGUCUAGCGUUCAAUGUGCCUGGAAAUCAAACUGGACAAAUGCGUGGCAAGCCCGCUAUGGAUAUAUAUAGACCACCAAAUGUACGCGGCUGCGAUUUAGCCCUUGGCGGCGAUGGUGCUGAUGGUGUUGGUGAUGUUGGUGGUGGUGGUGGUGGUGUCUGUGGUGGGGGUGUCUCGAACAAACUGAACAUAAAUGCCCAGGAGUUCACAAUGACGAGCAACUCACGUGCGACGCCACCGUCUGAGGCACUUAACAGUAAUCGUUCGUCUCUCAUAUUCCCCAUGGCUGGCGGGCCAACUCUUCUUCAGCAGCAGCAGCAACAGCAAUAUGCAACAGCUGCCUCCAAUGCUGCGAUCCUCAACAGACGCCAGGCGGGCCUAUCUCUGGGCAAUAUGCCAACCUCCUUGAAUAACCUGAAGGGUGUGCAUCAUAGAUCCAUAUUGGUAACACAUCCAAUCAGCCCAAUGGGCGGACAGAUUCCGCUUAUGAACUCACCCUCCAGCGGCAACAUAUUACAUUCGACUAACCGGGUCAAGUUUGCGCCAGAUCCUCGUGGUCAGAAGACAGUGCAACACAACCAGUUUGGAGGCAACAACUACAGCAACGCACAACAGCAAUAUCAAUUGAAUGGCAUUGAUCCGUAUGGAACCCUAAAUGGAACCGCAUUGCAACGAUCCAAGUCACUGUCGUCGGCUGAUGCGCUGACACGCGGCUUGGCCAGCUUGGGCCUGGGCCUGGGAAACGAGGUGGCCGACAUUGGCCAGUUUUCGCCAGAAAUACAGUCACUGAUCGAAACGGCACUGGAGGAUCCAAAUAAACUGAAUUCCCGCUGUCUUAUGGAGCUAACGUCUCAGUUCAUCAAGCGUGCCGUUGAGAGUCGACGUUUUGCUUUGCCCAUUUCACGUCUCUGCCUCAACAUCAUUGCCAAGGAGCAAAAGGAGACGUUUUUGGAGGCGCUGCUCAACACAUGCCGCCAGUGGUAUCAAGAACGUGAAAAGUUGCUGUUUGCCAUUCAGGGCAUGAAGUCGCCAUCGAGGGUGAGGUUCACGGCUUUCAUGGCAUUUCUAACGGAAAUGUUUUGCCAGCUGAAACGCCGCCAGCUGCAGCUGCGCCCCCACAGCGAGGGCACACCCCCACCAUUGGUGCUGCUCAGUUUGCUAUCCAAAUGCUGCGAGGAUUGUGUGCGUCCACCUGUGCGUUCACUAUCCGAGAUUGAGUGCCUGUUUUACGUUUUGACCUGCAUUGGACAGGACAUGGAGCAACAGCUGCCACAGCAAUUGGAGCUGCUCAUGUCCUUGGUGCGCGAUGCGUUUCUCAAUGCUGGCGAUGCUGCGGCAGCUAUUCGCCGCACCCUGCUACAGCUGAUCGAACUGAAGGCAUCCCACUGGCAACUGCCUGGAAAUACGGUGCUUUACUACACCCACACCAACAAUUAGGCGGGAGGAGCAAUUGAUUGAUUCGGGCUUUGCGGGCACCAGCGCAAUUUGUUGCAAUAAGUUAACCAAACAUUAUUAUUGUGGUCGAAUUGCAUUUAGGCCCAGUCCUCAUGUAAAACGCAACUAUUUAUCGUACUCACGCAGUACCAUAGUCCAUAAGCAAUAUUUAUUUUGGAACUAUAGAUAGAUGACUAACCCAGGCUUAACUGUACACAUUUACCAGCUCAACACUUAUCCUAGACCCAUGUGAGAAACACAACCGCACCCGGGGGAGCAGCUCAAUUAACCCGCCUCCUCCUUUCCCCAUCUGGUAGAAUUGAUGAUUCUGAUUAUAUAAGGCUCAAAUUAUACUAUUGUGAACCCAUAUUAUUUACGUGUAAUAAAAACUACGCUAGUCAAAAAAUAA
Messenger RNA from Drosophila grimshawi, 2547 nucleotides. RefSeq lists its product as uncharacterized. NCBI's taxonomy places the organism in Eukaryota, Metazoa, Arthropoda, Insecta, Diptera, Drosophilidae. Gene Ontology annotation, biological process: regulation of translational initiation. Gene Ontology annotation, cellular component: cytosol. The record is from RefSeq and is a predicted model, not a curated record. The coding region runs from base 534 to 2141 and encodes 535 amino acids. Gene Ontology annotation, molecular function: protein binding; translation activator activity; RNA binding. The transcript has 8 exons.